AGAAGAUAUGAUGUGUCCUAUUCGUCUUGGCAUUGUAAAUUUCAUUGAAUUUUUAAAAUCAUCUGAAAAUAAUGCAAAAAUUAAAAAAUUACGGGAACGUGGAGGGAGGCACAAGUAUGAUAAUAGCAUAGAUGGAACGAAUGGAAGCGACUUAAAUGUAUACGCCAAUGUUCAAUUUUCUGAAAUAAGAGUUGAUAAAAGGCGUGGCUUUUCUUGCAGAAUGGAAUUUACCCAACCCCCAAUGCGACGCUAUUCCGAAAAUAAGCAAAGUCGAGUGCAGUAUCGGACCAAAAGUAGAAAACUCAUGAAUGGAAGUUUGGUUUGUCUGCUUUGGCCAUCCAAAAAUGAGUCAUCCGACAAUGACCCUCAAUUUUCUUUAUUCUUUGGAACCGUGUCACUUCGUGACGAAAAUUUGUUAGCGCUAAAGCAACAUACAGCAGUGAUUGAUAUCAGUUUUAUUAAAACAUCAAUUUAUAUGAUUGCUUUGAAAGAAAUAAUGAAAAAAAAUUCAAAUAACCCGACAAAAGGAUGUUUUAUGGUCGAAUCUACUGGAGUGUAUUUUGAAUCAUAUUUCCAUAUUUUAAAAACUCUACAACAAACUUCAUCUUCGAAUCUUCCUUUUGAAAAAUAUUUGGCACCACAAGUAAUCGAAAAUUCUUCGUAUGCUUUCGUUGAUCCACCUACAUACGCUCGAGCACCUGGAUUCGAAUUUGAUUUGUCUGUGAUUCUUGAAGAUAAAACUAAACAACUUAUACUAAACGUUGUUGACACAUCUUCUCAUAAAGCUGUUAUUCAAAAUCUUAAAGAAUUAAGUAGACUUGACGAAAGUCAAGCGCAAUCUCUUGUAUAUUCUUUAUGCCGAGAAAUUGCAUUGAUUGAAGGACCUCCUGGAACUGGGAAAACUUUCGUUGGUGUCGAAUUAAUGAGAGUGCUGUUAGCGAAUCGGAAAACUACAAAUAUAGGACCAAUAUUAACAAUUUGUUUUACUAACCACGCGUUAGAUCAGUUCCUUGAGAAUUUAUUGAAGGUUGGAAUCCAGAAUAUUGUACGGUUGGGUAGCCGAUCAAAAUCCGAUAUUAUUAGAGGUUUUAACCUAGAAGAGAUAUGUCGGAAUCGUGCUCGUUCUAAACAUCAAGGGUGGUUGUUGGCUCAAGGAUAUAAGGAACUUGAAGAAAUUCAAAAAGAGGCAGAAAGGCUACAAAAUAAUUUAACUAAUGGAGUGUUAGACUGGAAUGAAGUUACUUUAUAUUUGAAAGUGGAAUACCCAGAUCAUUUUAAAAGCUUCCAGAAUCCAGAUAUACCAGAUUUUUUAUUUGAAAACACACGAUCAAUAUUUCGUCAAUGGGUUGAUGGAAAUGACUUGCAUCUUGCACAGAUACCUACAAGCGAUCGAUCUUUAGAAGAGCUCAAACUUGAUCCCAAAGUUUGGCAAAUGUCUAAUGCCGAAAGAGCAACUUUGUACUCAUUUUGGAAAGAGGAAAUUCAGUCUGAGUCUUUUGAUGAGCUUGAUAAAAUUCAAGAGCAAUUUGGAGAGAAAACAAAGGAAGUUGAAGAAAUUUACAAUGAAGGUCGUCGUCAGAUUCUUCGAGAUUGUGAUGUAAUUGGAAUGACAACCAAUGGUGCAGCCAAAUUUCAAAAUUUAAUUCGCUCUAUUGGACCACGUAUAAUUAUUUGUGAAGAAGCGGGUGAGGUCUUAGAGGCACAUAUUUUGAGUGCACUAACUCCAGCUACUCAACAAUUGAUCCUUAUCGAGAAAUCGCAAUUACACACGCAAAGACGAAUGAGAAAAGAAGUUUCUGAUUUAAUUCGGUUCACACUCUAUAAUAAACUUAUUGAUGAUGAAAAAACUGUUAGUUACCCAGACGUACGCGGUGCUCAGAGAAAUGUUUAUUUUAUGGAUCAUCGUCAUCCUGAAGAUUCAGGAGAAAAUGAUUUUGUAUUAAAUUCACAUUCAAAUACAUUUGAGGUUGAAAUGGUAGUUGAGCUUGUUAAGUACUUUGUACGUAAUGGUUACAAUAAACCAAGUCAAAUUGCUGUGUUAACACCAUACCUCGGGCAACUUAUUAAAAUAAGGGACGCUUUGCAAAAAUCAUUUGUUGUUGUAAUCGACGAACGUGAUGAUCAAAUGAUUACUAAUAUGGAAGAAGGAAUGGACGCUGAAAAUGAAAAUACAGAUGGGGGGUCAACGACUUUCACUACUGCUUCUGAAAAGAAAUUGUCUCAACAAGUUAUUCUUCGUACAGUUGAUAAUUUUCAAGGAGAAGAAGCUGAUAUAGUGAUUGUAUCACUUGUCCGUAAUUGCCAAAAUUUGGAUCGUGGGAAUAUUGGAUUUUUGAAGUCAAGAAAUCGUUCUAACGUUCUCUUAUCUCGUGCAAAACAUGGAAUGUAUCUUCUGGGGAAUGCAGAAUUAAUGGAAAAGUAUUCAGAUUUUUGGAAAAGAGUUUUGCUAAUUUUACACGAACGUGGUCAAAUCGGUCCAGGCUUUCCGAUUGUAUGUGCACAACAUCCGGAUUAUAAGAACACCAUAUAUGAAGCCGUACAAUUCAGUGAAAUUUCCCCUGAUGGUGGUUGCUUCGAGCCAUGCCAGCAACAAUUAAAAUGCGGGCAUACAUGUCCAUAUAAAUGUCAUUCGGAUGACCCACAGCAUGUUGGCGUUUUUUGUAGAAAAGAUUGUAUGAGAUUGCACUCCGAUUGCCAACAUCCUUGCUUAAAUAAAAUGUGCGGAGAGGAUUGUGGCAAAUGUUUAUUCCCGGUUGAAAACAUUGAAUUGCCAUGUGGACACGAAUAUAAAAAUGCUAAGUGUAACGAUAAGAAAAAUAAAGAUAGGCUCCGUUGUCACGAAAAAGUGCGAAGGAAAUUGCCUAAAUGUGAACAUGAGCAUUUAAUGGAGUGCUUUGAGUCAGUUGAUGAUUUUGAAUGCACAGAAAAAUGUAAAAAACAUCUUCCUUGUGGGCAUUCCUGCAUGUCCAGAUGCUUCGAAUGCCAGAAGUUUUCUAAGAAAGCAAAUCCAAAUGAUCUUUUGGACGGUGAUGGACGAAUUGUUAGAUCACAUCAUGGAAAAUGCUUACAGAAAUGUGGAAGGACCUUAUUUUGUGGCCAUAUAUGCAAAGAAGGAUGUCAUGAAGGUCGACCGUGCAAACCUUGUAAAAAUUUCUGUGAUGUUUCUUGCAUACAUUCGAAAUGUAAACAAGUCUGUUCUGAACCUUGCUCCGUAUGUGCUGAAGCAUGUGAAUGGCAAUGUGAACACGAGGGUGCUUGUAAUUUACCAUGUGGUGUACCUUGCAUCCGACUUCCAUGCGAUUUGCGAUGUGAAAAAUUAUUAAAGUGUGGGCAUCAAUGUUUCGGUCUUUGCGGCGAAAUAUGCCCCCCACAAAAGUAUUGUGCAGAUUGCACUACAGAUGUUAACGUCAAAAAUCAAGUUGUCGAUUUGAUUAUGCAAGAAACAUUUGCGGAAGUUGAUUGGACUCUUGAAAGAAUGGUUGUUUUACAUUGCGGUCAUGUAUACACAGCAGAAAGCCUUGAUAAUUGGAUGGAUAUGAAAGAAUAUUAUGAAAUGGACAGCGACAACAAUUGGAUCCAAGUCAAGUCAAUUACUUCGCAUCUAGGAGAGUCUAAAAAAUGUCCACAAUGCCGCGCUCCCAUUAAGAAUGUUUAUCGUUACGGAAGAGCAACAAAGAAACAUGUCUUGGAUGUACAAAACAAAAAAUUUUUGAUAAAAUGUGAUAUCCAAUUGAAGGAACACACUAAAAAAACAACGACUGCUACAGCUCAAUUAGAAAGUAUGCGAAAGAGAUUGUUGGAGGAAAUUAAAUUACCUCCAAAAAUGCAAAAAAACAAAGAAAUGAACAUUAUGGAAAGAGAAUCUAAAUUUAAAGCAAUUCCAGAAGUUAUACCAACCGAGCAAUACACAUCGCUUGAAAAAUAUUAUCAUAUUCCAACGACGCAUGAAGAAAGAUGGGAAAAACAUAUAUCAAUACUUUUAGCUAUAUAUCGAAAACUGAUGAGACUAAUGUUGGCGACUAAGACUCCACCAUAUAAACUUGCAUAUGAGGCUGCUGUGUCUCGACUGUAUGAAUCUAAAACCAAAAUUAAUAUGGAUGACCUCGUCAGCAAUUUUGAAUCCUUGAAUAUUUCAAAUUAUGACUCUCCCGCUCGUCAACGUGAUAAAUUCCAGGAAACUUUGGCUGAAGUUGGGAUAAUUGCUCCUAAAGUGGAUGUCCGCAUGUUUCUUGAUGCAUUUUUUUGCAUAGUUAACAUCCAAAAGGCAAUCUUUCACGAAGUUUCUAGGAUUAUUCCAGAGUUGCCAAGAGAAACCAAUGUUGAAAUAAAUUCAAUAACUCAGCGCAUUUCUUAUAAUAAAAAUUGGAUUAAAUUUGGUGGUCAUGUUAUCGAAACCGUUAGAAAACACCUUGAUUCAAUAAUUACUAUAGCUAAAGAGAACCAAUAUCGUCGUCAUCUUGUUCUGGCAUCGUUGGAGUUGGCAGAGUUUGAAGUUAAAGCUGAGAGAUUUAAACUCAGGUAUCCCCCUACAGGCAUCGUAAACCCUAUAAUUCAAGAGUCUGUCAAGAAUAAAUGUGCUGAAAUUGAGAAAAUAUGUAUACAUAUUUGUGAUGAAGUUCUUCCUAAAAUGAAUGUUGAACAUUUUGAAAAAGAAUGCAAAUCAAGAGUCGAUAAAAUUCUUUUGGAAGUUGUGGAUCUUCAUUCUGCUGCUAUGAAAGAUAGACCUUUAACGUAUGAAGAAAAGCUGAACAUACAUAAAACAAUGAGUACUGAAUUUCAGGGAUCAGGGCAUUGGUAUGAAUGUCCGAAUGGUCAUCCUUAUACGAUUGGAGAUUGCGGAAAUGCCAACCAAACGAGCAGUUGUCCGGAUUGUGGUGAAGCAAUCGGCGGAGAAGGUAUGCUCGCUGCUCGAAAUAGACGAAACAUGGAAUUUGAACGUAUGCAGGCCUGA
Molecule: messenger RNA, 4951 nt
Organism: Dentiscutata heterogama
Lineage: Eukaryota; Fungi; Glomeromycota; Glomeromycetes; Diversisporales; Gigasporaceae
Source: the annotation of a GenBank genome assembly